AUGAGAAUUAUUUCGAGACCUGACGUGCUGAUGCUGUCAUUCUUAAGUAUUAUUUCCUUUGCUUCGUGUUUCAAAGGUGAAGUUCAUCUAUUGAUUGCAAGAAUCGCAUUCGAUAAGCUCUCUGUUGAUAACCCCUAAUCGAUCGAAAAAGCAGAAUAACUUCUUCAAACUCUCACAAAAAGUUACCCUAGUCUAACUGAGAAAGAGAAAAACCACCCAUUCGUUGAGUGUGCAACUUUGGCUGAUGAUAUAAAAUAUAAAGGCGGCUCUUGGUAGUCAGACUGGCAUUUUACCGAUAUACCCUGGUUUGAAAAAGAUAUGCAAAGCACAAAAGAUUCUAAUCACCAAGAUAUUUCCAAGUCUAAUCCAGAAAAUUUGACUGCAGUUGUGCCUUUGAUGGUGAGUUGGUUGAGUUCAAAUCCUUAAAGUCCAAAAUCACCACAAAAGCAUAGUGAUGAAAAUUUCGUGAGAGAGAAAAUUCUCUCAAAGUUCCAUAACGAUGAAUAGAUCUCUAGAUCCUUUGGUUUGAGACUCCUGAUUCACUAUUUUGGCGACAUACAUCAGCCACUUCAUUGUUCUAGCAGAUAUGAUAAAACUCAUCCAAAUGGGGAUAGAGGAGGAAAUAUGUUUGAAGUUCCAUAUCAUUACGGUUCUAAUGAUCUUCAUGGAGUAUGGGAUUCAGUUCUUUAUGAAUUUUACGAGUCUAUCAAGCUACCAUUAGCUGAUGAUUCGUGGAAGCACCUAGGAGACAUCUCCUAAUAGUUAAUCCAAAGACAGCAAAUUGAGGAUAAAGAUGUUAAAAAUUUGAAUGUAACUCAAUGGACGAUGGAGUCCUACAAACUAGCACCUAGAGCUUAUGAUGGAAUUAUUCCAGACUAGAAGCUAGAUGAAAAGUAUAUCCAGGAAAACUUAAAAAUGUUGGAGAGAUAAUUGGUACUUGCAGGUUUAAGGCUUGCUCAUAUUUUAGAUGUUAUUUUCAAAGAGCAGUCAAGAGAGCAGUUGACUUUGCUACAACAGAUGAGAGAUUUUGUGGAAUAGAAGGAUGGGCCCAAGCACCAUACUGAUGAAAUUAAGAUGAUUUCAUUAAAUGAAAUGGAAAAUCUUUUAAUCUAAUGA
Molecule: messenger RNA, 1116 nt
Organism: Stylonychia lemnae
Lineage: Eukaryota; Ciliophora; Spirotrichea; Sporadotrichida; Oxytrichidae
Source: the annotation of a GenBank genome assembly